Messenger RNA from Rubroshorea leprosula, 845 nucleotides. Lineage: Eukaryota; Viridiplantae; Streptophyta; Magnoliopsida; Malvales; Dipterocarpaceae. The record is from the annotation of a GenBank genome assembly.
UAAAACUACGUACUUUUUCAAAUAAAAAAAGGGGGAGAAAACACUGUGGGACUAAAGAAUUUGAUUUUCAUGCUCCUCCUCAUGGCCCUCUCAUGUCUAUCGUCCUCUUCCGUCGAUGCGACCGAUCAUGCAGCGCUGCCUCAUUCUAGCCAAAUCAAAGCCAAAAAUCAAGCUGCCGCACCCCAUUCUAGCCUUGGACCGUUUACAUCACAACCAACGAGCAGCUCCUCCCGGCUCCCGGUUCUUCAUGACUGGGGAACAAGAUCUCAAAAGACUACUGACGAGAUGAGAGCAAAUCCCGCUCUCAAAAAGCUCUGUUCCGAUAAGGACCAUCCCAAGGUGUGCACCAACACUCUCAUGCCCUUCGUCAUGGCAAACAAUGACCCCAAAACCAGAACCACUAUGGUCCUCAAAGUCUCGGUGAAACUAACCUAUGACAAGGCCAAAGCUACAGGGCCGUACUCAAAAGCAACAGGAACACCCUGGACGCCAUUGAAGCUCAUGACUUUUUCACAAUCAACGGCGAACUCAGCUACAACAUCGAUCAUCAAUGUGGAUGUUUGUGAGGAUGCAUUCGUUAAAGCUGGAAUCAAAUCGCCACUGGCUCGCACGAACGAGGUGCUAAGGAAGAUGGUUGCUAACAAUUUGUCCUCCGGUGUGGAUUUGAUUCGCGCUUAGAGUUUGCAGGAAAGUUAAUUGUUUACAUUCAAUGGAACAAUUUUUUGGGCAUCUAAGUGAGAAAGUCUGAAAAAUUUUCAUACUUAUGAAUUGACGAGGGGGAGGUUUGGACAUUGAAAGAAAAAUGCACUGAGACGUUAAUUGAAAUAUAAAUAGUGAAAAAGUAU